CGCAGGUCUUAGCAUCAUGUCUGGUCGUGGCAAAGGUGGUAAGGGUUUGGGAAAAGGGGGUGCUAAGCGCCAUCGGAAGGUGCUUCGUGAUAACAUCCAAGGUAUUACGAAACCGGCUAUUCGUCGUUUGGCGCGCCGUGGUGGUGUAAAGCGUAUUUCUGGAUUGAUAUAUGAAGAAACCCGAGGCGUACUGAAAGUAUUUCUAGAGAACGUGAUCCGCGACGCUGUCACUUACACUGAACAUGCCAAGCGAAAGACUGUGACAGCCAUGGACGUGGUGUACGCUCUGAAACGCCAGGGUCGCACUCUCUACGGAUUCGGGGGCUAAGUUUUCAUCCCGCUUUAAAGUUGAAACAUCUUCAAAAACAAAGGCUCUUUUAAGAGCCACCCACACUUUCACAAUGAGAGCUUAAGUGCUAGUGGUCUGUUUC
Terrapene triunguis (Three-toed box turtle) is the source of this 431-nucleotide messenger RNA. Its product is annotated as histone H4. The coding region runs from base 17 to 328 and encodes 103 amino acids. The record is from RefSeq and is a predicted model, not a curated record. Gene Ontology annotation, biological process: nucleosome assembly. The transcript has a single exon. NCBI's taxonomy places the organism in Eukaryota, Metazoa, Chordata, Testudines, Emydidae. Gene Ontology annotation, molecular function: protein heterodimerization activity; structural constituent of chromatin; DNA binding. Gene Ontology annotation, cellular component: nucleosome.